Epinephelus lanceolatus (giant grouper) is the source of this 1803-nucleotide messenger RNA. RefSeq names its product butyrophilin subfamily 2 member A2-like. Gene Ontology annotation, cellular component: external side of plasma membrane. NCBI's taxonomy places the organism in Eukaryota, Metazoa, Chordata, Actinopteri, Perciformes, Serranidae. The record is from RefSeq and is a predicted model, not a curated record. Gene Ontology annotation, molecular function: signaling receptor binding. Gene Ontology annotation, biological process: T cell receptor signaling pathway; regulation of cytokine production.
GUCUACUUUCCAGAGGAGGGGCAGUUCAUCUCCAACGAGCCUAAUACCUCGGAACACUUGCGCUUCAAAAGAUCAACACUGUGUCGAGCAAACUGGCUCGAUCAUAACAUCACUAGUCGUAUAUAGUUUUGCAUUUCGUUGUACAAGUGUUCAAGAGAUAUCUACUGUCGGUUUCUUUCAACUCCGUCAGUUAGCUAAGUUAGCUCCUCACAGUUAGCUAAUAGCAGCACAGCACCAUCCGUCAGUUUGUUUGGAAACAUGUCAGGUCUUCGUGUUAAAGCUCUGAAGUUCCCAUUCUUGAGUCUCUGUCUGCUGGCUGUGGCUGGAAUAAUACUUGCACACGGGUCAGGUGACGUCACAGUGGUCGUCAAAGAAGGGAGUGGUGCUGUGUUACCCUGUUCCCUCAGCACCAAGGAGAGCAUUUCAGCAAAGCUCUUUGACUGGAGGAAAGCUGCUCAGAAAGAUGGUGGUCGGAAGGAGGUGUUCUUUUAUGAUGCAGGCAUCCAUUACAACAACGGGCGUCCAGGUCAGAGUGAGCAGUUCAAAGGUCGAGUCUUUCAUUUUCCAGAAGAACUGAAACACGGCAACGCCUCCAUCAUCAUCAGAAAUACAACGGUGACUGACAGUGGAGACUACACCUGUGAUUUUCCACGUCUUCAGCCACGUCAAACAUUCCACAUUGAGCUUGUUGUUGAGCCCAUCUUAAAGGACCGAUCAGGAGAAAACCCAGCUGCAACUCCAAAGCCGUUUAUCAGGAUCAUUAAUGCCACAGUGGGGGUGCUGCUGCAGUGUGAGGUUCGAGGUGCUUUUCCAGAACCACAACUUCAGUGGCAGGACAGUGCUGGAAACAAACUUCCUGCUGAGGAGUCGCAGGCCUCAGAGAGAGAAGGCCACCACUACAUCACCCUCAACACCAAUGUGACCAAGAGUGACCGCUACCGCUGUGUGGUGACACAGGAGGAAAUCAGUCAUCAGACUCAUGAGGAGACAUUUGUGUUUAUCAGAGAGACAGUGUGUGAGGACUCAUUCAGCAAAGUGGCUGUUGGAUGGUUUGGUGGUUGGGUUUUAGGAGCUGUUACUGUUGUUGUAGUUCAAGCUCUGCUUGUAGCUACAAAGUCCAUCACAGUAAACUGCAAUAAAGGUUCUUGUCUGAAGGAAAACAGUUCGUCUAACCAGAGAAACAGUUCAUGUACAGAGCCCACAGAGCUCUACCUGAGGUCAGAAGAUGGGUGGGCAGAUAGGGCGCUGGAGGCUGUCCCAGCUGACACUGGGUGAGAGGUGGGGUUCACCCUGGACAGGUCAGACAGGACGGGUAUAACCAGAGGGGGCAGUUCUGCAGCUUGAAGCUGUUGUGAAAUGAAGGAGGAGAAGGAGGAGGAGGAGGAGGCAACAGAUAAUCCACAUAAAGGAAAUCACUGCGUUAGAGGACCUGGAUGGACAGAAUUAUCUGGUGCAUGGUGGACAUAUUAGAUACGAACUGUAAAUAAUUUCUUAUCAUGAGUUUUGUUAUGAAUUCAGUUUUGAUUGUAACCUCACAGAAUUUAACUGUCUCAUAAAGAACAUGUCCAAAGCAUUUCUUGUCUCAGCCAAAAACACGUCAUUGCACUCUCAGUCCCCAUCCCAUCUACUCACACUUUAUGAAUGGAUUUCAUUUUCUUGACAAAAGAUGUUCAAACAAAUCCAUUCGAUCCAUCUUAACAAACGGUUUAUAGCCUGCUCAGUCUCUGAGAAAUAAUGUUUUGAAUCUCUUUGACCAAUCAACAGUUUUCAAAUUGAGAUGAAUAAAUGAAUGAAUGAUUUUUA